UCCGUGAGUGCGUGGUUCCGGAAGACGUGGCGGCUGCAGUAGCAGCAGCAGUAGUCUGUGCUGGAAGUGCUUGUCUUUAUUUAUUGUGUUUAGCUGUUACCCUGGUAGCCUUUCAUCCAUCACUGCAAAAAUGAUCUCCUUAACGGAUUCACAGAAAAUCGGAAUGGGAUUAACAGGCUUUGGUGUGUUUUUCCUGUUCUUUGGGAUGAUCCUAUUCUUUGACAAGGCUCUCCUAGCAAUUGGAAAUAUUCUGUUUGUGGCCGGCUUGUCCUUCGUUAUUGGACUCGAAAGGACAUUCAGGUUCUUUUUUCAGAAGCACAAAAUGAAAGCCACUGGUUUCUUCCUGGGAGGUGUGCUCGUGGUGCUGAUCGGGUGGCCCAUGAUUGGCAUGAUCUUGGAGAUCUACGGAUUCUUUCUGUUGUUCAGGGGCUUCUUUCCAGUGGUUAUUGGGUUUAUAAGGAGAGUGCCAGUCCUAGGAUCUUUAUUGAAUUUACCAGGAAUCAGUGGGCCUACGUAAGGCUGAGAAGAGAGUCUACAGUAAUGUUUGUGGAUAAAGCUGGAGAGAGCAACAACAUGGUAUAACGGUUACUCCAAGUUUCUUUGGAAAUUGCUUUAUUUAUAAUAGUUUCCCAAAGUAACUUUAUCCCCCCAUUUUUCAGAUUUCAACCAAGGAGUUAAUGUCAGGAAACCCUUUAUUUUGUUUCAGUUUGAAGAAAUUGAAUUUCAUUUGCUUUCCCUUUUUGAAUAGUUGCAAAACUUGCUGAUGUGCCAAGCAAGUCUGCAGUGUGACUGCUUUCAUAGUUUUGAAAGUGUAUUGGAUGCCCGUUGCUACCUUAUAAUAAUGAGGGGACACAGUUACUCUGAAGGAAUGUCUAGCACAAGGCACAGAUUAUGUGUAAUGUUACAUGGUCCUUUGCUACAAAUGUUCUUUCUACACAUACAUUUAUUGUGGAAGAUAGUGACUGAAUGAAAUAAACCUGGCUGAUCCUACUUUAAAAUUGAACUGUUUUAGAAUGUAUGUACAUUCUAAAGGCUACUGUUGAGUUACUCCAUUGUACAUCGGUUUCUUUGAAGAUGGAUUUGGACUUCUGUUACAACAUAAUCAUACAACAUAAUCAGCCAUGCUAUUUUGCUGUGCCUGCACUUACUUCUCAGUUGGAGAAAGCCUGAGUGCUAGAAAACAAAUAAUUUGUGUUUGUUUUAUUUAAGUGCCAGAACCAGCAGUUUUUCCUUUCUUAAGUACAGUAAAUGAAUGCUCCUGUGUAAUAUAACCUGCAAUGUAUCUAUGUAAGUGAUACAGGAAGGUUGGACUGCAUUAAGGUUUUUAAAAUACGAUUUGGGUCACUUUUAUUAGUGUAAAGUAUUAAAAAACUAUGUUUUGCUGUAUGGAACUUUUGUAAAUACACAUUUAAAAGGAAUAAGAGUUGUGUUUUUUAAGACAAUCCCAAUAAAUACUGCUGUAUUCUGAGAAGAAUUGCACAUUGUUUCUCUAGUGUUGAUGACAAUAAUAGGUUAAAGUCAUCACUCAUCCAGUAAGGUUUUCCUGCUUGUUGUGGCAUGGGUUCCUUAACGUUGAUAUUGUUGGAUGUGUUUUAUCAAUGAAUCUUUUUAUCAUUAA
This is a messenger RNA of Lepisosteus oculatus (spotted gar), 1618 nucleotides long. The record is from RefSeq and is a predicted model, not a curated record. Lineage: Eukaryota; Metazoa; Chordata; Actinopteri; Semionotiformes; Lepisosteidae.